Baudoinia panamericana UAMH 10762 is the source of this 4290-nucleotide messenger RNA. RefSeq lists its product as uncharacterized. Gene Ontology annotation, cellular component: fungal-type vacuole membrane; proton-transporting V-type ATPase, V1 domain. The coding region runs from base 1 to 4290 and encodes 1429 amino acids. Lineage: Eukaryota; Fungi; Ascomycota; Dothideomycetes; Mycosphaerellales; Teratosphaeriaceae. The record is from RefSeq and is a predicted model, not a curated record. The transcript has 8 exons. Gene Ontology annotation, biological process: proton transmembrane transport; ATP metabolic process. Gene Ontology annotation, molecular function: proton-transporting ATPase activity, rotational mechanism; GTP binding; ATP binding.
AUGGCGCAAGCGAACCCCAACGCCAUCAACGUCAACGAUCCAGGCUUGAUCACACUCGUCAACAAGCUGCAAGAUGUCUUCACCACAGUCGGCGUUCAAAAUCCUAUAGACUUGCCUCAGAUCGUUGUGGUAGGGUCGCAAUCAAGUGGCAAGAGCUCCGUAUUGGAAAACAUAGUUGGGCGAGACUUCCUACCUCGAGGCACAGGCAUUGUCACCCGGCGACCCCUCGUACUGCAACUCAUCAACCGCGCACCUUUACCAAAGACACAGGCGAACGGCAUACCCGAUGGCGACACCGAGAUCAAGACCACCGACGCCGCCAGCAACAUCGAAGAGUGGGGCGAGUUCCUACACAUACCCGGCCAGAAGUACUACGACUUCAACAAGAUCCGAGAAGAGAUCGUACGCGAGACGGAAUCAAAGACGGGUCGAAAUGCUGGCAUCUCCCCUGCACCGAUCAACCUGCGGAUAUACAGCCCAAACGUGCUCACACUGACGCUGGUGGAUCUGCCUGGGUUGACGAAAGUACCUGUUGGAGACCAACCUAGAGAUAUUGAGAAGCAGAUUCGAGAGAUGGUGAUGAAGCAGAUCAGCAAACCGAAUGCUAUCAUACUGGCCGUGACUGCGGCGAAUACAGAUUUGGCGAACUCGGAUGGCUUGAAGCUGGCACGAGAAGUGGACCCGGAAGGUCAAAGAACGAUUGGGGUGCUCACGAAGGUCGACCUGAUGGAUGAAGGUACCGACGUGGUGGACAUUCUCGCCGGCCGCAUUAUCCCGCUACGGUUAGGCUACGUACCCGUCGUCAAUCGCGGCCAACGCGACAUUGAGACCAAGAAAGCCAUCUCCGCCGCGCUAGAGAACGAGCGCAACUUCUUCGAGAACCACAAAGCCUACCGCAACAAGGCCUCUUACUGUGGUACACCCUACCUCGCGCGCAAACUCAACCUCAUCUUGAUGAUGCACAUCAAACAGACCCUCCCGGACAUCAAAGCCCGCAUCCAAGCCUCCCUCCAAAAAUACAGCGCCGAGCUCACCUCCCUAGGCUCCGACGGCAUGCUCGGCAACAGCGCGAACAUCGUCCUGAACAUUAUCACCGAGUUCUCCAACGAAUACCGCACCGUGCUCGAAGGCCACAAUGCCGAACUCUCCUCCGUCGAACUCUCCGGCGGCGCCCGCAUCUCCUUUGUCUACCAUGAACUGUACAGCAACGGCGUCAAAGCCGUCGACCCCUUCGACCAAGUCAAGGACAUCGACAUCCGCACCAUCCUCUACAACUCCUCCGGCUCCUCCCCCGCGCUAUUCGUGGGCACAACCGCCUUCGAACUCAUCGUCAAACAGCAAAUCAAACGGCUCGAAGAACCAUCCAUCAAAUGCGUAAGCCUAGUCUACGACGAAUUGGUUCGGAUUCUAGGUCAACUCCUCACCAAACCCCUCUUCCGCCGCUACCCUUCCCUGAAAGAACGCUUCCACGGCGUCGUAAUCUCCUUCUUCAAGAAAGCCAUGGAUCCCACCAACAAGCUCGUCCGCGACCUCGUGGCAAUGGAGAGCUGCUACAUCAACACGGGACAUCCUGACUUCCUCAACGGCCACCGCGCCAUGGCGAUCGUGAACGAGAAGCACCAAGCCGCUAAACCGGUCCAAGUCGAUCCCAAGACCGGCAAACCUCUCCCUCCAUCUGCUGCAACUGCGCAGCCCCCACGGAGCGCGAGUCCGAGUUUGGACCUGAACGGAAGUGCGAACGGGGAGGGGAGUGGCUUUUUCGGGAGCUUUUUCGCGAGUAAGAACAAGAAGAAGAUGGCUGCGAUGGAGCCGCCGCCGCCGACGUUGAAGGCGAGUGGGACGUUGUCGGAGAAGGAGACGCAGGAGGUUGAGGUGAUCAAACUUCUCAUCACGUCUUAUUACAAUAUCGUGCGGAGGACGAUGAUUGAUAUGGUGCCCAAGGCGAUCAUGCUUAAUCUUGUCGAGCACACGAAGGAGGAAAUGCAGCGGGAGUUGCUGGAGCAGAUGUACCGCACGCAGGAACUGGAUGAUUUACUCAAGGAGAGCGAUUAUACCGUCCGGAGGCGGAAGGAGUGUCAGCAGAUGGUGGAGAGUCUGUCGAGGGCAAGCGAGAUUGUUAGUCAGGUGCAAGCUCGUCCUUCCUUCUUCGACCUCAUCCUGCACAAGGACAUUGAGCGUUUGUCCACCGCUCCCACUCCGCCACCUCCUCCACCUUCAGCCUUCGAUAGGCAAGCUUCAGCAAAGAAGCUCCGAGCGCCGCCACUGUCUCUCCACAUCGGUGAGCAUCACUUAUCGGCCGACGACGAGCACCACCCAGUCCAGGUAGCUUUACCGCCGAGUCCUGAGCUUCCCUCGUCGCCUCCACCGCCUUAUAGCGUGGCAGUAGAAGCCCACACGCCACAAACAAACCAGGCAGCAGAAGCCAACCAGCCACCUCCACCUCCCCCUCCCCCCACCAACACCGCCGCCAUGGGCUCCAAAGGCCAAGAUGAAGAACGCCAACACGGCUCCAUCUUCUCCGUCUCCGGCCCCGUCAUCGUCGCCGAAAACAUGAUCGGCUGCGCCAUGUACGAGCUCUGCAAAGUCGGCCACGACCAGCUCGUCGGCGAGGUCAUCCGCAUCGACGCCGACAAAGCCACCAUCCAAGUCUACGAAGAGACGGCCGGCGUCACCGUCGGCGACCCCGUCGUGCGCACCGGCAAACCCCUCUCCGUCGAGCUCGGCCCGGGUCUGAUGGAGACCAUCUACGAUGGGAUCCAGCGACCGCUCAAGGGCAUCAGUGACGUGAGUAAGAGCAUCUACAUCCCCCGCGGGAUCGACGUGCCGAGUUUGAACCGUGAGAAGAAGUGGGACUUUACUCCCAGCGACAAGUUCAAGGAGGGCGAUCAUAUCACCGGGGGUGAUGUGUGGGGUAGUGUGUACGAGAAUAGUUUGUUGUACGAUCAUAAGAUCUUGCUGCCGCCGCGGGCGAGGGGUACGAUUACGAGGAUGCCGAAGAAGGGGAGUUAUACGGUGGACGAGAAGAUUUUGGAGCUCGAGUUUGAGGGCAAGAAGACGGAGUAUGGCAUGAUGCAUCAGUGGCCGGUGCGAGUGCCGAGGCCGACGACGGAUAAGUUGAGCAGUCAGGAGCCGUUCAUUGUUGGGCAGAGAGUGCUCGAUGCCUUGUUCCCGAGUGUCAUGGGUGGGACGGUGUGCAUCCCUGGUGCUUUCGGGUGCGGGAAGACGGUUAUCAGUCAGUCUGUUUCGAAGUUUUCGAACUCCGAUAUUAUCGUUUACGUUGGCUGCGGUGAACGUGGUAACGAAAUGGCGGAAGUGCUCAUGGACUUCCCUGAGCUCACCAUCACCGUCGAAGGCCGCCAAGAACCGAUCAUGAAGCGCACUUGCCUCAUCGCCAACACCUCCAACAUGCCCGUCGCCGCGCGCGAAGCCUCCAUCUACACGGGAAUUACCGUGGCCGAAUAUUUCCGCGAUCAAGGCAAAGCCGUCGCCAUGAUGGCGGACAGCACCUCGCGCUGGGCCGAAGCUCUGCGUGAAAUCUCCGGUCGUUUGGGUGAAAUGCCGGCAGACCAAGGUUUCCCCGCCUAUCUCGGUGCGAAGCUGGCCUCCUUCUACGAACGAGCCGGCCGCGUCGUCUCCCUCGGCUCUCCCGAGCGCAAAGGUUCCGUCUCCAUCGUCGGCGCCGUCAGCCCACCUGGUGGCGACUUCUCCGAUCCUGUCACCAGCUCCACGCUGGGUAUCGUGCAAGUCUUCUGGGGUUUGGACAAGAAGCUCGCCCAGCGCAAACACUUUCCCUCCGUCAACACCUCCAUGUCCUACUCCAAAUACACUACCACACUGGAGAACUACUACGUGAAAGAAAUGCCCGAAUUCCCACGCCUCCGCGAUCGGAUCAGAGAGCUCCUCUCCACCUCCGAAGACCUCGACCAAGUCGUGCAACUCGUUGGCAAAUCCGCGCUAGGCGAUUCGGACAAGAUCACCCUCGACGUGGCCACUUUGAUCAAGGAGGACUUUUUGCAGCAGAACGGGUACUCGGAAUACGAUCAGUUCUGCCCGCUGUGGAAGACGGCGUGGAUGAUGCGCGCGAUGAUGGGCUUCCACGAUGAGAGUCAGAAGGCUAUUCAGCAGGGGCAGAGUUGGGUGAAGGUGAGGGAAGCGACGGCGGAUAUUCAGAAUCGACUCCGGAGUAUGAAGUUUGAGGUGCCGAGUGAGGGCGAGGAGAAGGUGGGGAAGCGGUAUGAGGAUUUGAUGCAGAAGAUGCAGGAGAAGUUUGCGAGUGUUGUUGAUGAGUAG